Syzygium oleosum is the source of this 1029-nucleotide messenger RNA. Its product is annotated as E3 ubiquitin-protein ligase RHA2A-like. Gene Ontology annotation, molecular function: ubiquitin protein ligase activity. Gene Ontology annotation, biological process: protein ubiquitination. The transcript has a single exon. The record is from RefSeq and is a predicted model, not a curated record. The coding region runs from base 128 to 709 and encodes 193 amino acids. Lineage: Eukaryota; Viridiplantae; Streptophyta; Magnoliopsida; Myrtales; Myrtaceae.
AAACCAGCGACCCCAUGCCCAUUACACUCACACACUCCCUCUCCCUCCCUCUCUCUCUGUGGAAUCGAUUGCAGCGAAAAUCGAAUCGGAGCGCUUCUCCAGAGGAGGACGCAGCAGGUGGGCAAAAAUGGGUUUGCAGAGCCAAUUGAACGACGUCUCCUCCAAUUCCAUCCCCCUCCUCCUCCUCGCCCUCGCCGCCACCUGCCUCCGCCACCUCCGCUCCUCCCUCUCCUCCCUCCUCCGCUCCCUCGGCCUCCCCCGCCUCUACGCGCCCGGCCCCGGCUCCCCCGCCGCCACCCACGACCCCGCCGACGCGGACGACGACGCGGACGACGACGACGACGACGCCGCCCGCCGCCUCUCCGCCCCCCUCGGCUCCGGCCUCGCCGGCCUGAUCGUCCUCGCCGAGCAGCUCAACCUGAACGGCCUCCUCUCCGACUGGUUCUCCGGCGAGGAGGGCGGCGGGGCGGGGGGCGGCGGGGGCUGCGCGGACUGCUGUAUGGUGUGCCUGUGCGGGCUGAGGGACGGGGACCGCGUGCGGAGGCUGCCGUGCCGCCACGUGUUCCACAAGCGCUGCUUCGACGGAUGGCUCGAUCAGCUCAAGUUCGACUGCCCCGUCUGCCGGUCGAAGCUGGUCCCCGACGAGCGCGUGGAGCUCACCGCCAGGCGCGUGGGCGGGGAGCUGGUGGCCUUCUUCUCCCCGCGGUGAGGCGCGUGUCGAUGGACGCGACUCCCCAUCGUCAUGAUUCCGAUGAUUGAUGGUGAGGGCUGCUUCGCAAAAUUGCCUGCUCUUUUCUUUCUCUCUUUUUUUCGGUAUUUGCAGUUUUGACCCUAGAUUAACUUUUCUGCCACUUCUUGUUCCUCCCAUUUUCUUGUUCGGUCCUUAGAUUGAUUUUUUCUUUUUCAGUUAUGUCCUGCCCCGUUGAUUUUUGAGGAGCUCGUUCGGAGUUCUUUUUAACCGUCGGUGUAAAUUUCUAGGAUGUGCUACCUGUGAUAAAUAAGGAAAAUUGGAGGAUAUAUCUUUUUGUA